Molecule: messenger RNA, 2990 nt
Organism: Malania oleifera
Lineage: Eukaryota; Viridiplantae; Streptophyta; Magnoliopsida; Santalales; Ximeniaceae
Product: peptide-N(4)-(N-acetyl-beta-glucosaminyl)asparagine amidase
Exons: 17
Coding region: 159-2459 (766 amino acids)
Biological process (GO): protein quality control for misfolded or incompletely synthesized proteins; glycoprotein catabolic process; protein deglycosylation
Cellular component (GO): nucleus; cytosol
Molecular function (GO): peptide-N4-(N-acetyl-beta-glucosaminyl)asparagine amidase activity
Source: RefSeq, a predicted model, not a curated record
GACAGAGAUGGUCCAUUCAUUUCACAACACUCUUAUUUACUCUCUAGGAAAACAAGCAACAGGGAACACCUCCGGCUCCGGCUAAGAGCAAUGGGAAAUUCCAAUUCCGUUUAGUGUGUGUGAGAAAGAGAGAGAGAGAGAGAGAGAGAGGAGCAGGAAUGGUGGCUCGGAAGUUCCUCGUAAGUUACAAUGAUGACACUUUCGACGUCGACUACGACACCGACGACGGCUUCGAAGUCUUCAAAUUCCAGCUCUUCUCUCUCACGUCCAUCCCUCCGGAUAACCAAAAGAUUUUGGGAGGCGAUGAUGAUCAUUUCGUGUCCGACGACUCUGAUCUCAUCGCCAUUUCUGAUAAACUCCGACUGGUGUCGCUUGAUGAGGAAGUCGAAGUCGAGGUCGAAUUAGAAAUCGAAGAGGAAGGAGAAUCCUCAAAUCAGCACGCCGGAUUGGGAAAUGCCGAUCAGAAUUUGGGGUCGGUCAACAAGGAAAUCGAGGUCAAAGGGGAUGGAGAAGGAAAGUCGUUGAAUCAGGACAGUGAAUUACUGAAAGCCGAUGAGGAAUUGGCUCGGAUGUUACAGGCCGAGGAAGAGGCUCUUUUACUUCAGAAGUAUGUUGCUGGUGAAGAUAGGCAACAAAUGGAGCAGAGGAUACGGCCUUACAUUCGUCAGGUUCUCAUGUAUGAAGACUUGAAUAAUCAGGAGGUGGCUCGAAAAACAGUCCCUGUAGAUGAGCUUGAGGAGAAAGCAUUGGUUUCUUUGGCUAAGGAGGGGAAUUUUAAACCUUCAAAAAGUGAGCAAGAUCAUGCUUUCCUGCUGCAGCUGCUUUCUUGGUUUAAACAGUCCUUCAGGUGGGUUAAUGCUCCGCCUUGUGAUGGUUGUGGUAGUCAAACCAUAAGUCAAGGGAUGGGUGUUGCUCUUCCUUCAGAGCUUGAUUUUGGAGGUUCUCGAGUUGAACUUUAUCGGUGCAAUUCUUGCUCAAGAAUCACUCGUUUCCCACGCUACAAUGACCCAUUAAAGCUUGUGGAAACAAGAAGAGGCCGUUGUGGGGAGUGGGCUAAUUGUUUUACCCUCUACUGUCGAGCUUUUGGUUAUGACUCUCGUCUGAUCCUGGAUUUCACAGAUCAUGUUUGGACAGAGUGCUUCUCACAUCUUCUGGGAAGGUGGAUGCAUCUUGAUCCUUGUGAAGGAAUAUAUGACAGACCAUUGUUAUAUGAGAAGGGGUGGAACAAGAAGUUGAAUUAUGUCAUUGCUAUUGCAAAAGAUGGAGUUUAUGAUGUCACUAAACGUUAUACAAGGAAGUGGCAUGAGGUUCUGACUCGGCGGAACAUAACUAGAGAGUCUGUUCUAUCUGAUGUUCUUUCUAACAUAACAAGGGAAUGCCGGAAAAGUAUUACACCUCAAAUGCUUUCUAUACUUGAAGAACGUGACAGGAAUGAGACUAAAGAACUUGACAGGCAGUCCCUUUCUAAAGAAGAUAUCGCAAUUUCAUUACCUGGAAGACAGAGUGGGGACAAAACAUGGCGCAUCUUAAGACAGGAAUUUGGUUCUGAUGACAAUUGCUCUUUGAGCUGCUCUUCCUGCCCAGUUCGGAUGUGUAUUGAUGAGCAUGUUACGAGGAUAUACAAAGCAUUUUCUCCUCUUCUUUCCCUGUUUGUUGAGCAUUCCCUUUCAAGAUCUAGUGUAGUUGAUGCCCUUGAGACUCUCAAAGGGAUCUUGGUCAAUCUCAGGAGAACCCCCUUUAGAAUAAGGAGAAUUUCUGUAGAUUCUGUUUCUAGUAAUGCACAAAUUUUUGUGCAUGAGAUGCUGCCAUCUUUGGAUGAAUUUCUGGAUGUUCUCUCGCUGAAGAAUGAAUUGGAUGCUAAUGGUAAGGGGAACUUUUCUUUGGUUGGUGACCCUGUUAGGACAUCUUUAGCAUUGCCAGUAGCCAUUGAUGCACUGGAUAGUACGAUCCACAAUCUUAAAGUAUGUGAAAACUUUGGUAAAGAUUCCCUCUGUCUGCCGCUUCUGAAGCUAAAUAGAAUUCAUUCCGGCUCUGUUCUUGCUAGCGGGGAGGAGCUUCCUUUUGGAAUUGCUACAUCAGUGUUUGAUGGAAUUCAAGGGUCUAAAUGGGAAGAACCAAAUGGGGCAAGAGAUCAAAUCUCAGUUAGUGUUUACCAAGUGAUUCUAAAUGAGAGGACUCCCACCUGUGACUUUUCAGAAUAUUAUCACAUUAUUCUCAUACAAAAGGGAGAAAGAGUUGUUGGAUCACAUAUAAAGUAUUCAAUGACCAGAUGCACGAGCUGGUGGCAUAUGAGUUUAUGUCAGCCAAUGAUGCCCCAGAGAGAGAUCCUAUGGAUUGGAUUCUUGAGGGAAGUGAUGAUGCCGGAUCCAGUUGGCAUAUCUUGGAUAAACAAGCUUCACAGAUGUUUGAAAACCGUUUCGAACGUAGAAUAUUUACAAUCAGAUCGGGUCUCCAAUUAAAUGUCUUCAGGUAAACUUCUGUUCUGAAUUUAUUUGAAUGUCGUUCUAUUCUCAUUUUACAUUCAACUCAAUUAACGUUAAGGAUUACAGGUUCCGGUUUCUGGCUGUUCGUGAUGUUCAAGCAACUUCACGGCUGCAACUAGGUAGUAUUGACCUCUAUGCUAGAAGCAUUUGAGGGAAAUCAUUUGUAAAAUUGUACUUCGGUUGUUCAUAGGGGCUGGUGUAAGGAGCUCAUUCCACCCAAUGCCCUCGUGAUGCUUUCGAAGGCAGCUUCUUUAUGCUUUCAAUUUCUGCCCAUGAUAAUAUCUCCCCUCAAGAGAAGGGUCAGAUAUCACAAACAGUGUCUCUCCAAGUAUAGAGGUAGAACUCUGUUCAUUAAGCUCUCCCAACUCUAGACAGAAUUGGAGUCUUCUGCAGUGGGUGUUAAAUUAUUUUUUUUUGGUUUUUCUGUAUUCUCAAAGGUUUUUUUUUGAAAGAGAUUGAAUUUUGAAAAACACAUAUUCUAAUAAUUACAGAAUCAGUUUUAGAAAA